Messenger RNA from Pararge aegeria (speckled wood butterfly), 3320 nucleotides. Its product is annotated as protein kinase C-binding protein NELL1-like. Gene Ontology annotation, molecular function: protein binding; calcium ion binding. NCBI's taxonomy places the organism in Eukaryota, Metazoa, Arthropoda, Insecta, Lepidoptera, Nymphalidae. Bases 34 to 2547 code for a protein of 837 amino acids. The record is from RefSeq and is a predicted model, not a curated record. The transcript has 18 exons.
GCAAGAGCGCGCGUGUGAUGCGCUGCCUCUGACAUGGCCGGCGCUCGGGCGCUCGUGGCCGCCUGCUGCUGCUGGUGGUGGCUGACGAACGCAGCCGCCACCGAGCUAGACCUGCUGGCCGCGCUGUCGCUGCACAACACGUCGCGCGCCGGCGUCAGCGUCGCUCCAGGCAUGCAACCGCAGCGAACCGCCUACGCCCUACAAGGGGAAUCGCGGUCACUGCAAGUGGAAGGCGCUGCGUUUGAGCGCGCUGCGGAGCUCCUGCGGCGCUCGCCCGAGUUCACGGUGCUCGCAGCGCUGCGCCAGGAGCCCGCCAACUCCGGCACCAUCCUAUCCUUCUCACACGGCUACAACAGGUACCUGGAGUUGCAGUCGAGUGGGCGACGCGAUGAGGUGCGGUUGCACUACGUGGCUGCCGGCGGUGCCACGGCGCGGGUGGAGACCUUUCCGUUUCGGUUGGCGGACGGCGCGUGGCACCGCGUGGCGCUGGCCGUAUCGGGCGCGCAGGCCACGCUGUUCGUGGACUGCCACCCGCUGUACCGCCGCCUGAUCCCGCCGCCCGACCGCAACUUCACCCAGCCGCAGCUCUCGCUGUGGGUCGGACAAAGGAAUAGCAAACAUUCUUUAUUUAAGGGAACUCUUCAAGAAGUAAGAUUAGUGAGCGGGCCUCACGGUUACCUGGUGCAGUGCCCGGGGCUGGACUCCGAGUGCCCGACCUGCGGGCAGUUCGCGCUGCUGCAGGCAACCGUGCAGGAGCUCACAUCGCACAUCCAUGACCUUUCACUUAAGUUGGUGGGCACAGAAGCGAGGCUGGCGCGGUUGGAGCAGUGCGACUGUCAGAAGUCAUGCUACUCGAACGGCACCGUGCACGCAGACGGUGCCUCCUGGCAAAAAGACUGCAAUCGGUGCUCCUGCGUGCAUGGUGAGAUAACUUGCAGACCAGUUGAGUGUGAUAGAGCAGAGUGUAAAAAUCCAGUAUUACAUCCAGGAGAAUGCUGCCCUACCUGUCUUAGGCAAUGUCUACUAAAAGGCACGCUGUACGAGCACGGGGAGCGGUUCGCGCCCAAGGAAUGUGCAGAGUGCGUCUGCCACGACGGCAAUAUGCAGUGCACGCGGGUCGACCCCGACACCGCGUGCCCGCCGCUGCCGUGUGACCAGCCCGACCAGUUCACCGUCCCUGGCGAGUGCUGCAAGUUCUGUCCCGGAGUGGACUAUUGCAGCAUGGGUCACUCGUGCGACGAAAACGCGACUUGUAUGAAUCUCAAUACAAAGUACACUUGUAAGUGCAAUCAAGGAUUUCAAGGAGAUGGAAUUACAUGUGAAGAUGUGGAUGAAUGUCAAGCAGCCGGGGGCUUGUACGGGCACCACUGUCACUCCAACACUCGUUGUGUCAACGUCGUUGGCAGCUACGUGUGCCAGUGCCUACCGGGGUACACGAGGCGAGACAAAUUCAAUUGCGUUGAGGUGGAUGAGUGUGCGAGUGAGAUCCACGGCUGCCACGCGCACGCGCAGUGCAGCAACACGCCCGGUUCCUACUCGUGCCGCUGCCGGGACGGAUACUCCGGAGACGGGUACACGUGCAUACCUAUCUGUACAGGCGGCUGCCUGAACGGUGGCGUGUGCGCAGGGCCCGAGCGGUGCGCGUGCGCACGCGGUUUCGGCGGCGCACGCUGCGAGCGGGACGUGGACGAGUGCGGUGCGUUGGCGCACCCCGCCGCGCACGCGCCGUGCGUGCCGCGCGCAUUGUGCGUCAACACGCCUGGCUCCUACUACUGUGUGUGUCGGGACGGAUACAGGCGCGAUCCGCACAGAGACCACUGUGAAGAUGUAGACGAAUGCACAGAAGGCUUCCAUACGUGUCAUCCAAGUGCUCGCUGCAUAAAUGUAGAAGGAGGUUUUAGAUGUCAAUGUGAUACACCUUCCUGCGAACUCAGUUGUUCGUGGCAAGGACAGAUCCUGUCAGACGGCGAGCGGUGGAUGGAGGCGAGCGGAUGCCGCUCGUGCUCCUGCAACGCCGGCGUCGCAUCCUGCGUACGAGCGCUUUGCGCUUGUGAUAAAGACAAUACCUCGCUUACCUUCGCAAGUACGGAGUCGUCGCUGUCGCUGGCGCCGGCGGCGUGCUGUCCGCACUGCGAAGCGCGCUUUCAUUGCCGCCACCAGGAGAUGCACCACGUCACCUUCCGCAGCGGCGAGCGCUGGCUUUACCAGUGCCAGAUCUGCGAGUGUCUACUGGGUGAAGUAGACUGCUGGGAGCCCGAGUGUGAGGAGGGCACGGCCUGCUGCUCGGCCGGGCCGGCUGCGGGGGUGGGCACCGGCUCCAGCACCGAGGGGGGUGAGUGGCGCGCGCCCCACCGCCUCGAGCUGGCGGGCUGCGCGCCCCCGCACUGUCCUACCUGCCAAGGCGGGCAGUGUGCUACUUUGGUGAGCAAUCUCGCGUGUUGUGUGCAUCGAGCGCGGCGCGACGUGGCGGCGGCGCUGGCGCUGGCGGCGCUGUGGCUGGGCCGCGCGCCACACCCGCACCGCAAGCACCGCGGCGCGCGGCGCUAGAGCCGCCCUGAGCGACGCACGCACACCCUAUUUAUUCUAGAUAGACCUAAUGUUAACCAAUUGCCGCGGGCGCGCCCCGCUCCCGGCCUUAACUGAGCGAGCGGCGCGCCCGCGCCCCAGGGCCGCGCGCCGCUGCGUCGCGCCGCACGCUCAUCCUCGUUAUAGCAAUAUUAUAGUAAUCGUGUAGGUCGCGGCCGCGCGGCGCGACGCGCGCGGCCGGCGCUAGCCUCGGUCCGCCGCGACGCGUGAACGUGUGUGCGCUGGAGCUGGAGCGAAUGGAGCGCGGCGGGCCGACGCGCGUCGCUCCCACCGCACCUGUAAUCUUUGAAUUCUAAACUGUCGAGUUCGCCCGCUUGUAUUGUUAUCUUUAGACUUGUAUCGUAGCCGGCCGCGAGGCGCGCGGCGCCGGCGCGGCGGGCUCCGCGCCACUGAGCGGCCUAACGUUCCUCCGGUAGUCCUGUAGUCUUUAAGCCUAGGGGCGGGCCCGUGACCGCUCGUGCGCUCGCGCCCCUGUUGUACGAAUUUUUUCAUAAUAUAUUAUAGUUUUUGUUUGUCUUUAUAUAGAGAUCGUUUUCAUGAAUAUUUUGAAAAUAACCAAAAAUAGGUACCAAAUAUAGAGAAGAUAUGAUUGUUUCUUGAUUUCGUAAAGCAUUUUAAUGCUUGCAUGUUGUAUUGUGUUCAAAAAAUUACAAUUAAAAAGAUAUCUUAAUUAUUUCGUUUUAAUAUCUGUACCCACCCUGUAAGUACGCUAGAGAAAUAUUGUUACGAUAUCA